GCGGCACCGGGAUAUCUCCCCCAUUGUUUCCUCCCCCACAAAUCUCAUCUUCUUCUCGCUAGGGUUAGGUCUCCGGCGCGGCGCGGCGCAAUCCGCAAAUCCCGACGACGGCGCCCCCCUGAGCCAAGCAGCGAGCGGAUCCACUCGAUCUAGUCCCAUGGCCACGGCGGUGCUCAGAUCCCACGACGCGCUCGCCAACAGGAUGCAUCUCGACGCCUUCGCCGCCUCCCCCCAGGCCGCCAAGCAGCGCCGCCGGCGCCACCCCAAGCCGGCCUCGCCGCCGCCCAAGGUGGUCGCCGGCUCUUCGCCGCCAAAGCCGGCUCUUUUGGCGUCUCCAGCGUUGAAGCAGGCCCCCGCGGCCGGCCGUCGGUCCCCGCCGGCGAAGCCUGCCCGCAAGCAGCCGUCCCCGACCAAGGAGAAGCCCCGGCAGCAACCCAUCGUGAUGGAGGCCGUCCGGAUCCUCAAGCGUGGCGAGGAGCCCCCGGUCCCCUCACCCGCCCCUGCACCUGUCCAGGCCCGGGCGCAAGCCCCGCCCGCGGACAGGCGUCUGCGGUCUCCCUCCCCUGCCUCACCGCCCGUCGUCAAGGCCCGGCCCCAAGCCCCGCCAGCGGACAGGCGCGUACGGUCUCCUCCCCCAGCCUCGGCACCUAUCGCGUCGGCCCGGGCGCAAGCCCCGCCGGCCGACAAGAGGGCGCUCCGGACCACCAGCCGGAUCGGCCCGCAGCAACCUUCCGUCGUCCCGACUAAAAAGAUGGUGCCAGUCGCCAUCGCAACCAGCUAUGCGGGCCCGGCGUUCUCGGCCGCGGCCCCGGAGCCGAGCUCCCUCCCCCUCCCAGGGUUCUUCUUCCGGCGCGCAGAGGAAGAGGCCACCCGCGGCCUCCGGUGCCUGCUCCGCAUCGGCGAGCUCUCAUGAUGACGGCUCCCCCUCCAGCAGCGUCGUGUGCGCCCCCUCCGCGGCCGCGCCGUUCUGCUCUGCUCCCUCCUCCCCCUCGUAUCACCGCCUCUGCACCGAAGCAACAACAAGAAGAAGAGGUGGUGGUGGUGGUAAUAACUCUCCCUGACUGAAGGAUGGAAGGAUUUUAUCUGUGGAUGGUCGGUGUGCGGAUGGGUCCGGCGGCAAGCUUGGCCGGAUCAGAUCCCGGCUCCGUUCCGAUCGAACCCUUCCGGUAUUUUUUCAGAGGAAGGGUCAUCGGGGGAGCGGAGGUCCGGCGGUAGGGUUUGGUGGUGGUUGCUUUAGGUUCGCGCGGUGCUGCUGCUGCUGCACAGGUGUUUGGUUCGCCUUGAUGUCGUUAGGUAGCUUGUUAAUUGUCGGUCAGUCAGAAUGAUUAAGGGUUGGUUCUUGGUUUAGGUGGCGAUAAUCUGGUAGCUAGGGAGUGGGUCUCAGGUUUGGUUGCAGUGAUGUUAAUAAUUGAAGUUUAUGUGUGCGUGUGUGGGUCGAAGGUAUGAGUUAUGAGGUAAAUUAUAUAUACUGAAAAGUAUGGAGGUAGUUGCAUCAUCAGCUGAGCUAUGUGUAGUUGGUGUAGCGACUGAGAAGUGUGUCUAGUUGCAUCAGCUAGGCUAUGUGUAGUUGAUUUAGCAACUGAGUUAUGUUAGGUAAGAGUUGUUCAUGGUCAUAUCGAAGUCUGUAUCGGUCGAUCAUAGUGUUAUAAUCCGUGAAAUAAAGUAUGUCAGUGGUAGAUUA
This is a messenger RNA of Triticum aestivum (bread wheat), 1681 nucleotides long. Its product is annotated as serine/arginine repetitive matrix protein 1. The transcript has a single exon. Lineage: Eukaryota; Viridiplantae; Streptophyta; Magnoliopsida; Poales; Poaceae. Bases 158 to 913 code for a protein of 251 amino acids. The record is from RefSeq and is a predicted model, not a curated record.